Eurytemora carolleeae is the source of this 665-nucleotide messenger RNA. RefSeq names its product putative calmodulin-like protein 6. Gene Ontology annotation, molecular function: calcium ion binding. NCBI's taxonomy places the organism in Eukaryota, Metazoa, Arthropoda, Copepoda, Calanoida, Temoridae. Bases 40 to 489 code for a protein of 149 amino acids. The record is from RefSeq and is a predicted model, not a curated record. The transcript is spliced from 7 exons.
AGGGAAGUUGUUGAUUAUCUAAAAUCUGUCAACUCAGACAUGGAUCGAAACUUUGAGGUGAACAAGAUUUUGAAAAGGUUGAAUCUGAACAAGGAUACAACUUUAGAGUUUGAUACAUUUUGUGAGAUAAUGGAUGAAGUUGUAUCUGUAGGCUGGACAAGGUUCAAGAAGAAGAAUCCUGGAAUCAGUGAUCUCGAUAUUAAAGGAGUUUUCAGAUUAGUGGAUAUUGAUAAAAGUGGACAGAUAUCAAGAACAGAGUUAAAAAUGGCAAUCAAGUACCUCGGUAAACGGUAUGGACAAAAAGAUGAGAAAACCUGGCGUAAAUAUAUGGAUAUGGCGGAUUCUAACAAUGAUGGAAAACUUUGUUUCUCUGAGUUUAAGAAGAUAAUUAAACUAGCCGAGAAUCCAAAUGGUUCAAGUGAAACAGACGAGCAAGAUGAAGAUGGGGAGGAUGAUAUUAAUGAAGGACUUCCUACGGAGGACGCUUGAAUUGAAGAAAACUUGAAGUUUUUUAGUUUGUAUGAAGACGAGAUUAUUAAAUAAUCAAAUUCUAAUGUUUUCUGCACACAAAAAAAAAUUAUUUCCAAUUAGACUGUUAAUUGAUAACCCAUAAGUUUACAUAAAGUAAAAUUGUAUAAAAUAUUAAAUAUAUUAUUUAAAUGGAA